CGCAUUGUAUCUAGCGAAGAUUAAAGUGAAACUGAGCUAAAUUAUUUAACGAAAGUGUCCUACUCAACGAGAUCAUUACGUCAUCUGUCGUCAUGGGAACCAGGUUCUUAUUUAUGACGUCAAUCGUAUUUUCUGGAUCGAUUUCGUACAUGAUGAUCGCUAUUCUAUUGCCAGCACACCGAAGCAGAUACACGCGCGACUACCUAAUGCUGGAUUACGUUGAAAUGAGGCCAAGAAACACAUAUAUAAAGGAGCCGUGGAGGUUACUACAGGGCAUCUGUUUUAACAAUGCCUGUGGCAAGCAAAAAGAAAGCAAUUGGACCUUGGUGACUUUUAUCAAAUCUAAAGCUGACAAUUUUAAACGAAGAGAGCUCAUGCGACGCACCUGGCCAUCCAUAAACUAUUUAAACGGGGGGCGAUUUGAGACAGUGUAUUUGAUGGGAAAGACGUAUGACCCGGCCACAACAGCGUUGCUGGAUGAAGAACAAGACAGAUAUGGUGAUAUCUUACAGUUUGAUGGACCAGACGAUUACGACAAUAUGCCACACAAGGUGUUAUCUGGUAUGGAGUGGGCGACUUUUAACUUGGACAAGGACUUCUUAUACGCAUCUGCUGACGAUGACUUUCUAGUAAACUUAGAAGUACUUGUAGAAAACGUUACCGCUAUUCUGAACCUCACGAAAUGGGAAGCAGUCAGAAAUGCAAGCAACUUGUACGACUAUCGAGAAAGAGUCCCUCUGAUGUGUAUGUUUGUGAAAGGAGACGCAGAGCAGCCUAUGCGGGUACGUGGGUUAAAAUGGUAUGUUUCAUAUGAUGAGUACAGACCGGUGCUGUAUCCACCCUACUGCCAUGGCGGGCUAUACGUAACUUCAGUUCCCGUAGCUACGAGGUUAUGGAACGAGUCCAGAACUGCUCCAAUGCUGCGCUUAGACGAUGUGUGGAUUACUGGGAUUUUAAGGCGGAGAAUGAAUUUUUCUGACGACUUGGUGUACCGUAUGCCUAAGCUAGCCAAGCACUUCGGUACUGUGAACGAAAGAGUCAUGAAAACUAUGAGUAAUGAAUGGGAAACUAUGUAUACUGGGUUUUCUAAUGAAUCUUUAUGUACGUGUGUGUUAUGACGCGUAAAGUGAUGAUUUUUUAAGCUGUCGGGGUGGCCUUUUCGCUAAAGGCCUACUGCGCGAAGCGAUAGAGAGCAUUGGAGCUUUUUACUGCAAAGAAAAGCAAUGUGUUGGGUGCAGUAUUGGGCAUAUAGUAGGUUGGGAUACGAUGAUACUUAUUCGAAUAUUUUGUGCCCCAUUUGGUAGCUUACAAAAAGUAUUUACAGAUUUAUAAAACCGUAGCCUCACGAGUAUGAUAUAGCGCUGUUAAUUGUUUAAAACACGAUGGAACAUUGUAUGCUAAUGGUGUCCAUCUUAAACCACAGUACUAUACUGGGAGCAUUAUUGAACUUUUAGUCGAUAUACUAAGUUAUACCUCUUGACUCCAUCUGUUUUAAAGCUUCAUGUUUUUGAUCGUUAUAAAGUGGUGCAAUUUCGUCUUGAUGUCUUCUUCUUAUUAUGUGCUAUCUUGCUAACAUUAGAUAAAUUAUGUCCGUUCUCGCAAGAUACACAUUGCUGCGUGUCGUUUUAUAGUAAAAUCGUAAAAACAAA
Ciona intestinalis (vase tunicate) is the source of this 1649-nucleotide messenger RNA. The record is from RefSeq. Lineage: Eukaryota; Metazoa; Chordata; Ascidiacea; Phlebobranchia; Cionidae.